CUUCGCCUCUCCCCAUUCCCCCCUCCGAGACCCUAACUAUGUCGUACCCCAAUCGGUCGGCUCAAAAUGCACAAGCACAGGUAGGUACCAUAAUUCUCCAUUCUGCUCUGUACUAACUGUCUAGCGCGCCCAUGACUUCAACCAGCUCUUUGCCCAGAUCACCGCGGCGGAGGUCAAAGAGAUCGGCAACUACCGCAUCAACCGUCUCAUCGGUGAAGGGAGCUUUGGAAAGGUCUAUCUAGCGACGCACAAGCUCCUCCACGUGAAGGUGGUGCUCAAGUCAGGGUCGAAGGACGACCCCACCGUCGCGCGCGAGGUGUUCUUCCAGCGUGAAUUGAGCCACCGGCAUAUCGUGCGGUUGUACGAGUCUAUUGUAACUGAGUCGCUGGUCUGGAUGGUCAUGGAGUACUGCCCCGGUGGCGAGCUCUUUGACUUGGUUUACAGCCGCAGUCUCGACCUCCUGGAGUCGGCGCGGCUUUUCGCCCAGAUCUGUACCGGUGUCGCGUAUGUCCACGCCCAGAGCUUGAGCCACCGCGACUUGAAGCUAGAGAACAUUCUCCUUACGCGCGAGCACGAUGUAAAGCUUUCAGACUUUGGGUUUGUGCGUGAGUACCAGCCCAAAGCGCUUUUGAAGACUAUCUGUGGCACAGACGUGUAUAUGGCACCAGAGUUACUCCGCGAUGAGCGGUACUCCGGGUUUGCUGUGGAUAUCUGGAGCUUGGGCGUUGUUUUAUACACGUUGGUGUACGGCCACGCGCCGUUUGAGGACGAUGCAUCGCGGCAAGCACGCACUAAGAUCUUGCACGACGAGCCCGACUAUGACGACUCCGUUCCCGAGGGGGUCAACAGUUUGCUAGCGCGGCUUUUGAAUAAGGACGCUAAGAAGCGGCCUACUAUCCAAGAAAUAGCGGCCGAUCCGUUUGUUAACGCAACGUUGGGCCUGGAGCCCUCUCUUCCGUUCCAGUCGCGUGCGGAGCGCCACUUGCUCAAAAAGCUAAAGGCGGCGCACAUGGACACCACAAGAUUGGUCAAUUCCGUCACCCACAACAAGUGCGACCAGUUCGCGGGCUUCUGGUUCCUCUCUCUUGAGAAGGACCACAAGCGACGGAACAAGAGCCGCAAGACCAAAGGACGAGGGUUGUUGAGUGGGGGGAACAGCCGACGGGUCAGUGCGUUGAUGGAGAACCAAUCGCUUGAAAGAAUCAUGAGUGCGUUCAGCCUGCAAAGCCGCAGUCGCAGAGCCAGUGCUGACAUGGGCCGAGGCGAUAUAAAGCCACUUCUGAGGCGACCUUCAUUCAAUGCCGAAGCAUUGAGCAAAAUUGAGGGCACUCCCCGUAUCAACCGUCCCCCUGUAAUUGAGCCCACCAUAGAGAGCAUCGAUUUGCGGCGGAAGCAAAUCACGUUUUCGGAGAAAAGGGAACACUGGAGGGAGGCGGAAACCGAGAAGAAAUUGUAUCGUAAGGACACAAAUGAGUCAGUUAGUACGGAAAAGAAGAAGAAACCUUCGCUCUUCAACAAACUUUCCAUGCGGUUCUGGAUCGAUAAGGUUAAGAAGUCCGAGCCCCAUGAGGAGUCCUCGGAGACCACGGCUGAGGAUUCCUUAUGCACGUUGAACGACUCGGUCGAAGACCGCAAAGUCUCGCCCGCCUCCAGCCACAAGUCUCGCAAGAAGAGUGACCCGUCGGUGGCAACGCAAGGGCCACUGGUGGCAACGCUUUUGAGUGCGCCGGUACUAACCCCCACGGUGCUAACCCCCACAUCUGAGUUUGUAUCCAGUGAUUCAGAUGAAUGCACAAGACGGCGGAGCACGCUCCUGAAUCAAGGCUCCCCGCAAGCGGUGCAAACGCGCAGACCUGUUUCGAUGGCUUCCAUGACGUCUCAGGUCACGUCUUUCUCCGAAACCUCGGACUACGGGUCGUCGGUGAACAUAGAAGGACAGCAGAGCCGGCCGCAUUUCUUACGAACCCAGUCUGACCUCUCCAUUUCUACCUCGUUGAGUAAUUAUGCCAAUUUGAACUCUGUUACACCGCUCAAGCUGCAACGAGCGUCCCUUUCACUUAUUUCGAAUUCGUCGAACAACUCCGAGACCUCGUCCUUGAUAUCUUCGUCUAACAACAAUAGCAGGCCCCAUUCGCCUGAUACAUUCAAGAAGUUCACCGUCCCGUCGCCCGCCGGCCACAAGCGGCGCAACAAUAUAUACAACGAGUCGCUUCCAAGGCAGCUUCAGCAGAAGUUACACCUCAGCUCCAAGCACCUGAGCUCCAAGCGGUCCCGCAAGCGCUCAGUGGAGCCGGGACCAGCAAAGAAGAACUUGAUUAUUAGCGAGGAAGCUGAGAGUGAUUUAGAGGAUUAGAGAGGAAUCCGACGCUUGAAAGGCAACCUUUGUAGAAUAUAAAGGGAUAAUGCUGAAUACGCAAAUUUUCCCACCCUACUUGUGUACGCGUUGAUACAUGGUCAUGUCAUAAAUGCAAGUUGCCUCUAGAUCUUAAUGACUCACUACAGAAUUUCAGAAUUGACCCGACAUGAUAGUAAAAGAA
Messenger RNA from Babjeviella inositovora NRRL Y-12698, 2537 nucleotides. RefSeq names its product non-specific serine/threonine protein kinase. The record is from RefSeq and is a predicted model, not a curated record. Gene Ontology annotation, cellular component: cytoplasm. Gene Ontology annotation, biological process: protein phosphorylation; intracellular signal transduction. Gene Ontology annotation, molecular function: ATP binding; protein serine/threonine kinase activity. The transcript has a single exon. The coding region runs from base 395 to 2353 and encodes 652 amino acids. NCBI's taxonomy places the organism in Eukaryota, Fungi, Ascomycota, Pichiomycetes, Serinales.